GAUUCCUACUUUGAUUUGGAGCAAGGCCGUUGGACCUCCUGGGAGGAUCUCAUGGAGCCAUUUGCUCCUCCACCUGGCCUUGACUUCAACAAGAUCUUUGUGCCGACCAUCGACACGACACGCUACUCCUACCUGGUCAAGCAGUUCUUGAGCAUGAGUCAGCCUGUGCUCUUCAUCGGAGAAAGUGGAACUGCAAAAUCAGUUACAAUGCAGAAUACCUUGGAGAGCUUUCCGUCAGACUUGUCUGUCAUUCUGAACAUCAACUACUCCUCCAGAACAAGCAGCCUUGAUUUCCAGAGGACCAUGGAGGACAACAUCUCCAAACGCACUGGGCGUAUCUUCGGCCCCGAUCAGGGCAAGAAGCUGCGAAUUUUCAUCGAUGACCUCUCGAUGCCCAAGAUUGAUCUCUACGGCACGCAGCAGCCCUUGGCGCUAUUGAAGUUCUUGAUGGAGAGAAUGUUCAUGUACGAACGGGGUGGCGAUUUGGACAAGAUCAUCAUCCAGGAUUGCCAAUUUGUGUCUGGAAUGCAGCCCCCGGGUGCUGGCCGAAACACGAUCGAUCCUCGAGUGGUGUCGUUGUAUGCUUGCGUUGGAAUCACGUUCCCAGCUGGAGACACUGUCGAGAGAAUCUACUCUUCGAUUCUCAAGAACAGCUUCCUGGGCUUCGAGAACGCAGUGCAGGAAUGCAGCCUCCAGCUGCCCCAGGUCACUAUGAGUCUGCACCAGGCCGUGCUAGACAAUCUGCCGCCCACGCCAACCAAGCCAUGCCUGCCAUGUUUCUGA
Molecule: messenger RNA, 783 nt
Organism: Cladocopium goreaui
Lineage: Eukaryota; Dinophyceae; Suessiales; Symbiodiniaceae
Source: the annotation of a GenBank genome assembly